GGGGGCGCCGGGGGCCAGCCGCGCGAGAGAGGCCCAUUGUUUUACGGGGUAUAUAAGAUGUCUGAGGCCAGUCGUGUGCCACACUCGUUGCUCACACGACUUGAUAGCGGCAGAGAUCACUUCAGAGACAAGAGGGGUCGCGUGUCCCGCCCGUCGCUUUUCUCCCCGCCGGGAUCUCCGAGGAGAGACCUCGUCGGCGCUCUCGCCGUCCUCCCGCUGCACUCGGGGGCUGGGCGCGCGUGGAUGUGCGGACGGCCGCCCUGAGCAAGAUGUCCUCGGCCCUGGAGACCAGUUACUCUGACCUGGAGAGCAGCAGCGACGUGCCCUUUUGCCUCACGGACGACGAAGGCAGCCUCAGCGGCCUACAGGCCCCUUCCCUGGCCACCCCCAAACAUCUCGCUUCCCCAGAGCGCAGCCUCGAGAAGGGCGAGGAAGAGAAGGACCGGAAGAGGCGGAGGGGGCGCUCCAAGGUCAAGAACGAAGCUGUCCUGCACACUAUCAAGAAGACCAGGCGGGUCAAGGCAAAUGACCGGGAGAGGAACCGCAUGCACAACCUCAACGCGGCCCUGGACGAGCUCAGGAGCGUCCUGCCCACCUUCCCUGACGACACCAAGCUGACCAAGAUAGAGACCUUGCGCUUUGCCCACAACUACAUCUGGGCCCUCUCUGAGACUCUGAGGCUGGCUGAUCAGCGCCUCCAGAAACCUUCCAAAGAGAUGGUCCUGCCCAGCUUCUUGAGCUCCACAGACCCGCCCAGCCCUGGCAGUGACGCAGGCUCCUGGAUAUCCACUGCCUCUCCAGCCACCUCUUCCCUCUCUGCCUGCACUUCAAGCCCUGGCAGCCCGGCCACCUCGGAAGACUGUUGUUAUGGGCAUACGGAGAACCUCUUCUCCUUCCGCUGCCUCCGUAAAGACUUGUUGCAGAGUACUUCUUGCUUUGUGCAGUACCACUAG
This is a messenger RNA of Lacerta agilis (Sand lizard), 953 nucleotides long. It is a transcript of the gene NEUROG1, whose product is annotated as neurogenin 1. The transcript has 2 exons. Lineage: Eukaryota; Metazoa; Chordata; Lepidosauria; Squamata; Lacertidae. The coding region runs from base 270 to 953 and encodes 227 amino acids. The record is from RefSeq and is a predicted model, not a curated record. Gene Ontology annotation, molecular function: protein dimerization activity.